AUGUCUCAUUCGUCAUAUGCGCAUACAGUCAGCGACCCCACCGACAUUGUCAAUAAACUGCGUGAACAGAUAGGUCCCGUGAAGCAGAAUGUGCAAACAGCGUUUGGUAAACGCAUGGAAGAGUGCCUUUCUGACUUGGAGGCCAAAGAUGCAGCAGCCCGAGCAAAUGACCCUAAUGUAUCACUACAACAUCGACUAACUGCCUCCAAAAUGCUUGUUAGCGCGGCUUAUGUAUACUUGGAUAUGAUUUGGAUGUAUCUUAAGACCAAGGGGAUUGAUCCUAGCACGCAUCCCGUGCAUGCAGAACUCGAACGCGUGCAUGCAUACUUUGACAAACUUAAAAAGGUUGGUCCACCGGACCUUGAUAAGCAAUCCAAUCGACUCCGUGUAGAUGCAGAUGCCUCAAAGCGUAUGGUGCAUGCUGCUACAAAGCUGGGCAAACACACUAGGUUCGACGAGCAAGACUCGGAAAAACAAGCUCAAGAGGAGGAUAGCGCUACAUUGACCAAAAAGUCAAAGAAACGCACCACUGGAAAAGCCAAGAAGACAAACUAA
This is a messenger RNA of Malassezia restricta, 555 nucleotides long. RefSeq names its product exosome complex protein LRP1. Lineage: Eukaryota; Fungi; Basidiomycota; Malasseziomycetes; Malasseziales; Malasseziaceae. The transcript has a single exon. Gene Ontology annotation, biological process: regulation of gene expression; maturation of 5.8S rRNA. Bases 1 to 555 code for a protein of 184 amino acids. The record is from RefSeq and is a predicted model, not a curated record. Gene Ontology annotation, molecular function: DNA binding; RNA binding. Gene Ontology annotation, cellular component: exosome (RNase complex); nucleolus.